Molecule: messenger RNA, 3423 nt
Organism: Calidris pugnax (ruff)
Lineage: Eukaryota; Metazoa; Chordata; Aves; Charadriiformes; Scolopacidae
Gene: CWH43
Product: cell wall biogenesis 43 C-terminal homolog
Exons: 16
Coding region: 71-2119 (682 amino acids)
Biological process (GO): GPI anchor biosynthetic process
Cellular component (GO): endoplasmic reticulum
Source: RefSeq, a predicted model, not a curated record
CCCACCGCUCGGUUGCGGGGCGAGAGGGGCGAAGCCCCCGCCGAGCCCAGCCGGGCAGCGUGACGGGGCGAUGUUUCCCCUGUGGAAAGCCGUUCUCUCCGAGAGCCUCUUGGGCUAUAUUUCUUGGUCUCUUUACCAUGAACUGCCACCGAUGAUCUAUUACUUCCCCCUUCAGACACUGGCACUCACGGGUCUGGAAGUUUUUGCUGUUGCCUUCUUUUCUCCAAUACUCUUGAUAAUUGGCCCUUUUUGGCUGUUGGCUAACAAUAAGUACAUCCUAGCCCUUCUGAGACUGACUAUGGUUGGAAGCUUAGCAUCAUACCAGGCACCAAACGCUUCAAUUAGACUAUUCGUCUUGGCUGCAGGUGUUUCUUCCUCAUUGCUGGUUCAAACAGUAACAUGGUGGUCAGGAAACAGUUUACAAAGGUUCCUCAGGAUAUGGGGCUUCAUGCUAGGCAAGAUAUUGCUCCUUGUUCUUCGCAUCUGGUAUACGUCACUAAACCCAGUCUGGAGCUCACAAGCUGCUAAUGCUGUCAUACUGGGACUUGGUUUUAUAGCAGCAGUGGAGCGAAUUUAUUCAGGUGGAGACAAGAGGAAACAAGAAGCAAACAAAACUGGUAAUGCAGUUAGAGAGACUGUUUCCCACUCUCACUGGCUUUUGUCAGGGGUAGCUUUUGGCAGCCUCAUGUUCCUCACCCUGUGGAUAUUUGGGGAGGUCUCACUAAUUUCUAGAUGGGCAGUGAGUGGACAUCCACAUACAGGUCCAGAUCCUAAUCCAUAUGGAGGUACAGUUCUCUUGGGCCUGGCACACGGACUGAUGCUGUCAUUUUGGAGCUGGUCUUCUGUCACCAGUUUUGUUUGGUUUCUUGUAGGUUUAGCAUCCUCGGCUGGUCUCCUUUAUUUACACACCUGGAGUGCUGCUGUUGCAGGCAACGUUCUUGCUGUCUUUACCAUGUGUGUGUGGCCUCAACUGGCCGGACGCUUCGUUAGCUGUCUGCACCCUGGGAAAGCCAUGACUACAGCCAUGCUUGCCUACGUUCUUGAAUUAUUCUUCUGUGUGUGGUGUACAGCUUAUAAAUUUGUACCUGGAGGAAUUUACGCUAGAGAAAGCUCCCAUCUCCUUUUAGGGUUUAUCAUGUUAUGUAUCAGGGUAGACUUUCUAACAGGACCCAAGAAGGACCUCAGCUCUGUCUUUGAAGUGAAAAACAACCAAAAGGCACUAUUCAAAAAGAGUAAAAACUAUAUUAAACUACUGUUGUGGCUGUUUGUUGGUGUUGGUUUGCUGGGAUUGGGUCUACGUUACAAAACUUACCAGAAGAAGUUGGGCCACGGGGUUCCAAAAAGAGACUUCUCUGCUAUGAUCUGGCCUUUUAGAUUUGGUUAUGACAAUGAAGGAUGGUCUAAUUUGGAAGGAUCAGCUAAUUUGCUUAAUCAGACAGGUGCAGAUUUUAUCACUAUUAUAGAGAGCGAUGCCUCUAAACCAUUCAUUGGGAACAAUGAUCCAACAAUGUGGCUGGGAGAAAGACUAGGAUUUUACACAGAUUUUGGUCCAAGCACAAGAGAUCACACUUGGGGGAUUAUGGCGCUGUCGAGGUACCCAAUUGUAAAAUCUACCCAUCACCUCCUUCCCUCUCCAGAGGGAGAGAUUGCACCUGCCAUCUCCAUGACCGUCAACUUCACAGGGAAACUGGUUGAUUUUGUUGUUGCCCACUUUGGAAAUGAAGAAGAGGACUUGGACAGAAAACUCCAGGCUAUAGCUGUUUCAAACCUAUUGAAGACUAGCUCUAAGCAAGUUGUAUUUCUAGGAUACAUCACUUCAGCUCCUGGAUCCAGAGAUUACACUGAAUUAAUAAAAAAUGGAAAUGUGCGGGAUAUUGACAGUACAGAUCGUGACAGAUGGUGUAGCUACAUUAUGUAUCGUGGAGUAAUAAGGUUGGGCUAUGCCCGCAUAUCUCACGCUGGUUUAAGUGAUUCAGAAGUCCAGAUGGCCAAAUUUAGGAUCCCAGAUGACUUGGAUAGCUAUGUUGACAAUGACAGAAUUGUCACUGAUCCCAGCCAAGUUCCUGAGGACAUCCAUUUCAACCCCAGGUCAGUUUGGAUCUUACAAAGAUGGACAUAAUUAUGAGCAUAUUCAUCACUUUCAUAUGAGCACUCCGAAAUAUUUUAAACAGACAAAUUAGAAUGAGAAAAUAACAUGUCACUGGGACCAACAGGAAAGGUUUGUUGCUUGAAACUGAACUGGCAGCCAAAAAGCCUACAUUGUUUAAGAAUGAGCAACUCCUGUUCUGCGUAACACCCUGAAUGUCGGUGUAACAGUUGGUGACUCUUUUCUUUAAUGCGUUGUUGUCUCUGUGAGAGAGGGAAGAUACAUGCUUUUUGAUAAACUGGUAUCUACCCGGGCUGGAUGCCCGCUUUGUCCGCAGCAAAGCAAAGGCAGGGACUUGCCUUGGUAAUACCUUCCACUUUUUGGAAGGUAUCGUAUAUUGUGCUGUGUCAGACUUGGAUGUAUCUGUCCACCUUUUCUUUAGGAUCUGGAUGUGAUCCCUUUCCUCUGCUGGGACCUCACUGGAACAAUCACAAGCAAGGAGUUUCAGCUGACACUUCCACACGUUUUUGAUGACUGAAGCAAAGCAAAAUAAUGUGGUAGUGCAGGCAUCCUGUUGAUAUAUGCUGCACUUUGUAGUCCUGCUGCUAUUGCAAUGAAAAGUUUAGCCUCAGGUUUUUCAAAAUGGGAAUUAAAAAGUGUAUUUUCUUUUUUUUUAUCGGGAGGUAUGCAGCAAUUAUGUGUUUACGUGUGCAUUUUUGACUGACUGAAACAGUGUUUACUACUUCUGCUGUUUCACGUUGUGUUCUUAAAUGAGUUUUAUUAAAACAAUUUGCAGUGCUUGAUGUUCAUAAUACUGGAGAAAAGGCGGUGACUUUUACAGACUUACCUUUUUUUGACAGGACUGCAAUGCUUUUACAAAGGGAUGAGUAAAGUCCCUCUGAAUAGUUACUGUUAUGAGACACUUAAUGUGAACACACUGCAGAAGAAUUAAAAACAAUCAUGCUCAACAUGACAGGGUUUCUCAGCAGGGAGAAAAGUUGUUUGUAAUUUUUAUUUAAAAUGAACUGUAAUAAAACAAAAAUGAAUUGUUCUUUUGCUAGCACUACACUUUUUAGUGGGACUAAAUAGAAAUGGGUCUUUUUUUGAUUUAGGCAGUAGAUUACCUACUAUGUAACACACAGAUAUAACACAGUGUAAAACAUUGUGUUUUCUCUGCCUCUCUUGGCAAUGUCUUUUUUAUUUAACUCCUGAUCCUACAAUGCAUGUGCAGAGCUUCUCUUAAACAAUGAGGACACUUUCAGUGCUGGCCAAUGGAAGUUUCAUGCUUGUGAGAAACAUGUGAGAUGGUUUAUUUAAAUAAACCCCUCAACUUGGAA